GUGAGGAUCCUGGCCCUCCAUCUACUUCCGGGUCCCCGUCGCCUUCCUCCGGACGCGGGUCUCCGCCGUGGCUGGCAGGAACCAUGGAGAAUGCUGACCAGAAGGUCAGAGAGGACUCUCCUCAGGCCCAGGUGGCAGUUCAAAGUGGCCCGCAGCAGGUGCCCCAGGAGGAACCAGGGCAGCUUCUGUAUCACGAGGAGACCAUUGACCUCGGUGGAGAUGAGUUUGGAUCUGAGAAUGAGACCGUAUCAGAAGGUUCCAACAACUUUGUAGACAAGCUUAACGAGCAGAUGAUGGAGAGCGUCCUCAUUUCUGACUCUCCUAAUAACAGCGAAGGUGAUGCAGGUGACCUUGGCUGUUUGCAGGAUGUUGCGGAACCUGUAGAAGGCAGCACUGAUCAUAGACUGGCCAGCAUUACAGAGAAAGAAGAAAUGGACCUUCUGAAUAGCACCAGUGGAGCUGAUGACGGCCAUACGGCUCAGGACAAAUCCGACAUGACCCCUGAUACCAGAGCUUCUUUGAAAGAAGAUUCCACACAGGAAGAGGUGAAAGACAUCCCCACAUUUGGGGAUGCUAGCACAGGAGAUCUGCUACCCAGGGAUGAGAACUCUCAGCCCGAAGAACAGGUUUCAGAAGUAUCUUCCAGUCAGUCCUCUUCUAAAGAUGACCCUGUGCCUAUGUGUACCAUUUUCAGCCAGGGGAAUUCAACUCCUUCCCAGCAGCACCUGUUUCUGCAAGAUGGCUUUGAGUCUCAAAUGGUGAAAUCGCCAAGCUUCAGCAGCGCCAGUGAGGCCUCGGCCAAGACCCCCCCCCAGACGGUCCAGCCCAGCCCCAGCCUGAGUCAGUUUUUUGGUGAUACGAUGAACACUAACUCCCUGGCCUCAGACUUCUUUGACUCUUUCACCACUUCCACUUUCAUUUCUGUCAGUAAUCCCAAUGCCGGCUCUUCAGCUCCAGACACCUUAUCUUCACUCUCUGCCCCUGAGGGAGAAAACUCACCUGACUCUGCCGACCCGUCUUACUCUACAGGGUUGGAAAGAUCCGAAUCAGGUGUUUCUACGUCUUCUUUGGAAAUCCCUGAGUCUCCAAAACCAUUCGCACAGAUGCAGGCCGUGUUCGCAGGGAGCGAUGACCCCUUUGCCACAGCCCUGAGCAUGAGUGAGAUGGACCGAAGGAACGAUGCAUGGCUUCCCUGCCAGGGAACCAGAGAUGUCCUGGUCUCAGUGGCAACCCAGCAGUACAACACUGUGUUCAUAGACAAGGAGAACCUCACCAUGCCAGGCCUCAAGUUUGACAACAUUCAGGGAGAUGCAGUUAAAGACCUGAUGCUUCGCUUCCUGGGCGAGAAGGCAGCAGCCAGGAGGCAGGUCCUGAACGCCGGCUCGGUAGAGCAGUCUUUCGUGGGCCUCAAGCAGCUAAUUAGCUGCAAAAACUGGAGGGCAGCUGUGGACCUGUGCGGACGCCUCCUCACAGCCCACGGCCAAGGCUACGGCAAGAGCGGGCUGCCCACCAGCCACACCACCGACUCCCUCCAGCUGUGGUUUGUGAGGCUGGCACUGCUGGUGAAGUUAGGCCUUUUCCAGAAUGCUGAAGUGGAAUUGGAGCCCUUUGGAAAUCUGGACCAACCAGACCUUUAUUACGAAUACUACCCGCAUGUGUAUCCAGGACGCAGGGGCUCGAUGGUCCCCUUCUCCAUGCGCAUCCUGCACGCGGAGCUGCAGCAGUAUCUGGGCAAUCCACAGGAGGCCUUGGACAGACUACACAGGGUCAGGACAGUCUGCAGCCAGAUCUUGGCCAACUUGGAGCAGGGCUUUGCUGAGGACGGGGGCAUGAGCAGCCUCACCCCAGAGAGCAGACAAGCGUCCAUUCAGCUGUGGAGGUCCCGUCUGGGCCGCGUGCUGUACUCCACGGCGAACUGUCUGCUCCUGAUGAAGGACUACGUGCUGGCUGUGGAUGCCUACCGCGCAGUCAUUGAGUACCACCCGGAGCAGGAGCCACAGCUGCUGAGCGGGAUCGGCCGGAUUCUCCUCCAGAUUGGAGACAUCAAAACCGCUGAGAAGUAUUUUCAAGAGGUUGAGAAGGUGGCACAGAAGCUGGACGGACUGCAGGGUAAAACCAUGGUCUUGAUGAACAGAGCCUUCCUGCACCUCGGCCAGAAUAACUUCGCGGAAGCCCACCGAUUCUUCACGGAGAUUCUGAGGAUGGACCCCACCAACGCAGUGGCCAACAACAACGCCGCCGUGUGUUUGCUGUACCUGGGGAAGCUCAAGGAGUCCCUGCGGCAGCUGGAGACCAUGGUGCAGCGGGAGCCAGGGCAGCGGCUGCACGAGAGCGUGCUCUUCAACCUCACCACCAUGUACGAGCUCGAGUCCUCGCGGAGCAUGCAGAAGAAGCAGAGUCUGCUCGAGGCGGUGGCCAGCAAGGAAGGAGACAGCUUCAACACCCAGUGCCUCAAGCUGGCCUAGCCCGUGGCCUCCUGCGCCUCUCCUGGAGGCCGAGGCCUUGAACCUGUCGACAGGAGCGCGUGCAUUACUGCCACCGGCACACUGAAGGCAAGCCUUUCUCCUGGCACGCGGGUGGGCGAGUCAGCCAGCGGCUGCCCCACCAGCCAAGGGGGCACUCGGAGAGCACAGGCUGGUGGCUCAGCCUGGGCGUGUAGCACGAGUGUAUCGUUCCUGCCUGAAGUCAGGUCAGGACACCUGCCCCAAUCACAAGGGCAUGUCAGGCACCAGAACGUCCUUAGGUGUGAAGCUUCCCCAAGGCUCCAUAGUGGAGGCCGCGCCCCAGGGCAGGUGGGGCUGAGGCUCCCCAGAAACCCCGAGUUCCUACCUCUUGGCCACCAUCCCCAAGCCGGCCGGAUGUCCUGUGCGGGUUGUGGGUGUUCUAGGAGGAAGAGGCCGGCACACUUGGGAAUGCCACCUCCUGCAACCAUGUGUGUGCAUGCUCCUCCAUCCUGAAAUAAAUGCACCCUGGAAGUGUC
This is a messenger RNA of Dipodomys spectabilis (banner-tailed kangaroo rat), 2980 nucleotides long. It is a transcript of the gene Trappc12, whose product is annotated as trafficking protein particle complex subunit 12. Bases 84 to 2465 code for a protein of 793 amino acids. The transcript has 12 exons. The record is from RefSeq and is a predicted model, not a curated record. Gene Ontology annotation, molecular function: protein binding. Gene Ontology annotation, cellular component: TRAPP complex; Golgi apparatus. NCBI's taxonomy places the organism in Eukaryota, Metazoa, Chordata, Mammalia, Rodentia, Heteromyidae.